UUGCCUGCUCCGCUCUGCCCGCACACGCGCGAGUCGUCUUCUCCGUGUGCUGUGUGCUACUGCUCUCGGCCGCGAGUCAGUGCGAGCGAUUGGUGUGUGCGCGUUUGUGUGCUACAUUAUCAAUAAAAUAAAAAUAUCUCUCUCACUCUAUAUUUCGCAUUAUAUCGAGUAUAAGCAGCAGACGGUGCUAGGUUGUGUACUACUACUGUGAAUGCGCGCACGCGACUGUUGUGUGUGUGUCUGUGUGUCAUCGUCGUCGACGACGACAAUUGAUUCGCGCACAUUUCGUACACGGGGUGUCGCGCGCGGUGCAACAACAGAGGCAGCAGCAGCAACAGCAGCACACUCGAAACGCGAAUUGUGCAGCAGCAACGAGAAGGAGAGACACAUAAACUGCUGGAUACUAUCGCUGACUCUUUUUGCGUGAUAUUAAGCACUGAGGGACAAUCGCUUUCAUCUAAGAUGAGUCAACGUAAUGCAAGGCGAAUCGCUGUACCGGACGAGUUGAGAGACAUCCUUCUGGAGUUCACGAUCAGCUACCUGCUCGAGCAUCCCGACGACAUCGUCGAUUACGCCAUUGAUUUCUUCACGCGUCUGAGGGAGACGCGACAGAACCAGCUCAUCCAGUCUGGACAGACGUGCACCUCCACGCCGGAUGAAUCGGUCGAAGAAGAACCGCCGGUCGACAGAUUUGCCAGCAGGAGAAAGAGCGUCUUCGCCGAAACAUACAAUCCGGAAGAUGACGAGGAAGACGACGGAGCCAAGAUCGUUCACCCAAAGAGCGACGAGCAGCGCCAGAGACUCGGCGAGAGCGUCAGAAAUAUCCUUCUCUUCCGCGCGCUAGAUAAAGAACAGAUGGCAGGUGUACUGGACGCCAUGUUCGAAAAGACUGUGCAAACCGGGGAUUUCAUUAUCCGACAGGGCGACGACGGCGACAAUUUUUACGUCAUCGAAACUGGCAAAUUCGAGGUCUACGUCAAAGACUCGCUGAUUCACACUUACGACAACAGCGGCGCCUUCGGAGAGCUGGCGCUGCUCUACAACAUGCCCAGGGCGGCCACGGUCAAAGCCAUCAGUCCCGGCACGCUCUGGGCCAUGGACCGCCAGACCUUCCGACGCAUACUGCUCAAGUCCGCCUACAAGAAGCGCAAGAUGUACGAGGAUCUCAUUAACCGAGUGCCCAUGCUCAAGUCGCUCGAGGCUUACGAACGGAUGAAUUUAGCCGAUGCCCUCGUUCCGAAACAUUUCAACGACGGUGAACAAAUAAUUAAACAAGGUGAUAUAGCCGACGGCAUGUACUUCGUCGAGCAGGGCGUAGUUCGAAUUACGAUUGUCGGCGACAACGGACGCGAAGUCGAAGUAAAUCGCAUACCAGCCGGGGGUUAUUUGGGCGAGCUCGCUCUCGUGACUCAUAAACCCAGAGCGGCUUCGGCGUACGCUGUUGGCACCGUCAAAUUGGCCUUCUUGGACGUCGAAGCAUUCGAGCGUCUUCUAGGGCCGUGCAUGGAGCUCAUGAAGCGUAACAUUGACGAUUACGAAGAUCAGUUAAUCAAAAUAUUCGGCAGUAAAACCGAAAUAUCCGACAUUCGAUGAAUCGAUUCUCCUUAUGCAAUCUGUACGGUCGCUGUAUAAAAAGCAUCAGUUUCUUUACACAAACAGACACACACACACACACACACACACAGAUCUACACAUUUGCAUGUUCGAGCGCGCGCUCGCCCGCACACACAAACAUAAAACGCAGCGAGGCGCGCAAAAUAUUACUACCCAUUUGUGAAUUUUCAUCCGCGUACUUUGAGAGUCUCUUUCAAGAUGAAAAAAAAACUCUUACGACUGUUCACUAUAAAAACAUUUUAUCAUUAGAUCAUUUUUCGUAGUUGCAGCAUUUACACCUAAAGUUGUAAUUAUAGUAUUAAAUAAGCGAAAAUUGAACAUUUAGUUUUCAAUAUAUGUGUCUAACACGCCAUGAAAAAUAUUUAUAAAGACUGUAUUCAAUUGGAAAGCAGUGGAAAGUACAGUUUUUGUAAAGAAAAACUUCUUAAUGUGAAUGCAUAUAGUUUAGUUUUCUCUUAAGUUGUUAGUGCCAUCAGUUUUACUUGUGUUGAAACAAUUUUCGUUGCAAUUGGUUAAUUUUUAUUGAUGAAAACAAAAAGAUAUAUAAAAGAAAAAAAAUUUAUACGUGAAAAAUUGGUGCUUAGAUAAUCCGAAUUCUCACGUGAAAAGCGAUUCGCUGGCAGAAUUUCGCUUCCUUCGUACUAGAAAGUCCAAAGGUACACUUGCUGUUAAAAGUAAGAAUUUUAAAGAGAAAAUUCUAAAAAUAAUUUCCAUAUUUAUUUAGAAUUAGGAAACAUAUUAGUUUAAUCAAGCAGGAUAAAUUUGGUGUUUCACAAUAUUUAUAUCCUUUUCCUGCUAACGAUUCUCUACUUUGUCUGUUGUGUGCCUUUAAACAUUACUUUUGUCACAAAUGAGUUAAUUUUUAUUGGUAUAACUAUUGCCAUCAUUAUUCAAAGUAUUUAAGCUUGUAAGGCUGUUUUUUAUUAUUAAAUUGAAUUCAUGUUAUUGAAAGCUUUUCUUUGUCAAGUACUUGGCUUAUAAAUACCAAUCAGGAUUUUUCUAUGCUUGAGUUAUUAAAUAAUCCUGAGGGCAUAUGCUGGGUAAAUAAUGAGAAAAAUAUGGCUUGUACUAUAAUUAAUAAAACCACUAUAAUUGUGAUUGAUUGUUAUCAAAUAUGUCGUAAUUUUUAAUUAUUCAUUACGUUAAGAAUGCUGACAAUAUAAUCUUUACAGAGAUGGGUAAAUCGGAUUUCCAUUCAAGAAUAAUUUAUACUGUAUCAUUUAUAUUGCAUCAUUAGUUUUUAUCGAAUUUUUGUAGGUAGAUCCUACUUUGAAAAAAUAAUUUUUUCUGAACCCGUGUUUAAUCGCAUCGUAAUGAUAAUGAUUAUAAUAAUAAAUAAUAAUCAUAUUUAAAAAAUCUCAGAAAAUUCUUUGAAUAAAAAUAUCUCAAAAAAUAACGUGAAAAGGUAAAUGAUAAAUGUGAUUUUUCGAUCACUUGCAUUUUUAUGUCUAAAUAUAUAGUAUUGUGUUGACUAAAGAAUAGGUCGUAAGAUAAAUUAAUUUUUCAUAUAUGAAUACUAAUAUUGAAAGUAAUUUAAAGUAUUGUUUAUUUGAAAAUAAUUUAUUUAUUUUUUACGAAGGUGUAAUGUGAACGUAGACGCAUCCAUGCAUAUUGGCAACGACUUGAACUUACGAGUUUAUUAAAUGCAACUUUUGAAAUGAUGCGAUCGGCUCGUGUCACAGUAAAAAAUAGAUAGGCAUGUUUUCAUGUAAUCAUUGAAGUCUACAAUUGAAAUAAAGAUAUAAUAUUCUAUUCUCCGAGCUAACAACAAAUAAUUAAUGUCUAUAUAUUGAUUAUAUAUGACUGCAAUCAUAGGCAAAGAGCCUCUGUGCAAAAGCGUGACGACAACAGUGAAUUGUAGGACAAUCAUUUCCGUUAUAUGUUUAUUACAAACAUUUGUUAUUGAUACUUACUUUUCUUCAUUCUACAAUUCACAGCUGUCCGAUGUUCUUCUCUAUGUUUUAGUACAACAAUUUAAGUACUUUUCAUGUUUACUUAUAGAUUUUUGUGAAUUAAAAAUUUUUAAAUACUUUUGAGUGUUUUGAACUUGUCUUAAAUCGAAUACCAAACAAUUGAGAUGUUUUACGACAUACUGCCUACUGUAAUUUUUACAUGAUACUGUAUAAUAAGAUUGUUUUUGUUUACUUUUCAAAGUGUUAAUCAAUCAAACUGUUUUUGAUAAAAAUGUUGAAAAUUUUUUUUAACUCAACAAAAAAAAGGAUUGUUAAAUGAUUUUCUUAAAUAUAAAGCAUGCGACGUAUAGAUAAAUCUUUCGAUACAAAACUAUUAUUUACGAGAAAAAGUAUAACUUAAAAACGUACUUAUAUACUCCUUAAAAACAUAAUCGUCUCUGCAGAUUCACUGAGAGCUACAAAAAAAAUCACUUAAUACUAUACUCUGUGGAAAACUAAAAGUAGAAGUAUAGAAUAAUCGUCUCCUUUCAAAACUUUUUAAUUCAAAAAAGUUUCUCAAAUAUCUCACUACCUUACGUAAUGCAUAAUUAAUUUUUCAUUUUAGGUCAUUACAAUUUUCUAAAAUGAAACCAGUUACAAUUUUGACCGCCUUUACAAAGUACUCAAAAAUUUUAUGAAAACAAAUUUAUUUUUAUUAUUUUUUUUCAAAAUGAUCAAUUCGAGUGUGUUUUUAGUUAAUCGAUACUUUAAGGAGUUGCCAAAAUUUUCGAUUCAUCAAUUUUAUUUAACCGCAGGCAUACAAGGGCACAAAAAUUGAAUUUUACAAACCAUACGGUUUCUCGAAAUAAGUCUAAAGUUAAGCUGUGACACUUCCAAAUUAUUUAAACGAAAAACAAUUUCACAACCGACAAAGUAAAUAAUGAACUGGAUAAAGAAAGAAUAAAAGAAAAGUAUCAAUGCAUACUGUAAAACAUUAAAUGGCAAUGAAUAAAAAAGAAACCUUGAUGAACAGAUGCUUAUCAAGGCGUUUAGCAAGUAAGUGAUGAGAAUGCAACUAAUAAAAAGUAACAGAGUGUGCGUUUGAGCGUUAUCAGAAAUCUGAAUGCAAGCUGUAUUUAGUAUUAUCAUGCGUAUUUCCUGAUACAUAUGCUUAAUGAAUUGAGUUAUUAUACAAAUCGAAUUAAGUCAAGUACGAUUUAGUUUUACUAUUUUUAUGUGUAGGAGAAAACAAAACCCCCGUGGUUUUUUCGACGACUCUUUCCAAAGCGAUACCUUCACAUUUACACACUUUUAACUGUGAAUCAUACUUGUGAAUAAAUUACUAUCGUACUUAUUUCUAUUGAUAAGUUAUAAGAGAACCAAAAAUGAGGUUUUACAGCAAAAAAAAACUUUAUUUUGCAUAAAUAGGUAUUGUCUGAAUGCACAAUUAUUCGACAUUAAAAUUAAACAUUGCGCGUUACAAUGUCAAACCGUUGUAUUUGAAAUAAAAGAAUAUUUGAGCUUGUUUGGCUGCAUGUAUGCAAGUAUGUGCGCAUAUUUUACCAAAAAAAAAAAAGAAGAAUAAUAAACUGCGUGUCUGCGGACCAUGCAUAGGUAAUGCUUGCCUGAAAGUAUGUCGCAAGUGUUUGUCUUUGCUAUCGCGUCAUUCUAUUUUCAUAUCUAUUAUAUCGGGGCGAUAAAUAUGCGGCAGGACCGACUAAAAAAAAAAAGAAAAAAGAAUCGCCCACUGUUAUUUUAAUUCGUCGACUCUUCGUUUUUACACGAAUAAUAUACUCUACUUUUGUGUGUCUCACACUCAUUUUUUUUUCUCAGUCUCGCGCACGCGUCAUUCUCGUCUCGUUUUCAUUGACAAAUGACAAAUUAGAUCGAUACUUAAAUACAUAAUUGUAGAUUUUACAGGCCUCAAAUAUUCAAGGCUAAGUACAACACAAAGAUUUUCUAACGAGCGAUAUUGCACGGUGAACAUUUUUUCUACGAAAAUAAAAAAAAAAUAACUGAAGAAUAAAGUACGAAAUUAAAAUUAAAGUAAAAUCUUUAUGCGAAGCGAUGCAUUGUGCUCGAUAGAUGAGUAAUCGGAAACUGAAGGAAAAAAAUGGUACAGAAAUCGCAUUGAUCAGACAUUCCCAGCACACGAGCAUUUUUGAAUCAGCUUGUUUUUUAGUACAUACUUUGUACAGAUUUUAUAAUCCUAAAAGAUAAUGCACAUAACAAAAGUCUAUCCGAUACAUUCGUACGAUCGUUAAAGUAUUGAAUUUAAUUUAAAAAAAAAUCUAAUAAGUAUUUAUUCGCCAAGUAAAAUCGACACGGUUACUUUACUUUAUGUAUAUCAUAAAUUAAAUAGUCAUUUGGCUAUCGAAACAAAAUUUAUACAAAUUAUUACUUUCAUUGAAUGUUUUAUAUUGUAUACAAUUCGAAUUUAUAUUACACACUAAUGUGUCAUUACGUACUAAUUACCUAUAAUUAUAUACCAGUAAAAGGCAUUACAAUGUUUUGUAUACGACCGAAAUCGCAUGAUGACUUUAAAUUCAUCCACCGAGAAAACAUUAACGAGACAUAAAUUAUGGAGAACUUUUCCGAACGUAAAUGCCCAGUUUUUACUGUGCGCAGUAACAGCUCGGGGUAAGCACCGAAUCGAUUCGACAAAGUGCUGCUCAAUUUAUUAUGCUUUAAACGAUAUCAUUGGAAAAGUAUAACUCGAUAAACUCGAUAAAAGUAAAAAAAAAAAA
Messenger RNA from Trichogramma pretiosum, 6253 nucleotides. RefSeq names its product cAMP-dependent protein kinase type II regulatory subunit (gene Pka-R2). Gene Ontology annotation, biological process: regulation of protein phosphorylation. The record is from RefSeq and is a predicted model, not a curated record. Gene Ontology annotation, cellular component: cAMP-dependent protein kinase complex. Gene Ontology annotation, molecular function: cAMP-dependent protein kinase regulator activity. The transcript is spliced from 9 exons. Lineage: Eukaryota; Metazoa; Arthropoda; Insecta; Hymenoptera; Trichogrammatidae. Bases 463 to 1593 code for a protein of 376 amino acids.